AUGGGUGAAUGUCUAAAGUCCAAUAGAUAUGAAAUCACAGAAGUUCUUGGAAGAGGUGUCUUUGGAAGUGUCGUAAAAGCCACGGACUUGGCAGAUCCUGCAAGGAAAUUGGUUGCAAUAAAAAUUAUUCGUCGCAAUAUGCAGGCUUCUGGAUCGAAGGAGUCGGCUUUUCUGCAAAAGAUUUCGGAAUCCUCUCUGCCAGGAAGAAAAUACAUUCUUCUAUCGUUGGACAGAUUUGACCACAAGGGCCACUUGUGUUUGGUUGAAUUUACGAGACUUGUUAAAGAAGGUUGGACAUGGGGUCGGAUUGAGCCUCAAAGCAGUGAGGAUUUACACGCGCCAGCUGCUCCAGGCAUUGCUUGUAUUGCACCAACUUGGGAUAAUCCACUGUGA
Molecule: messenger RNA, 393 nt
Organism: Mitosporidium daphniae
Lineage: Eukaryota; Fungi; Microsporidia
Exons: 2
Coding region: 1-393 (130 amino acids)
Biological process (GO): peptidyl-threonine phosphorylation; peptidyl-serine phosphorylation
Molecular function (GO): ATP binding; protein serine/threonine kinase activity
Source: RefSeq, a predicted model, not a curated record